GCUGGAAAAGAGCACGCAGGUCAGGAGAGGGAGGGCAGGGGCCCUGGCCAGCAGUGGCCACCCAGACCUCGACCGCCCAGAGCACACCUUCCUCCUCUUGCCCUCUGGGUCUGGGGUGCUAUGGAAAGCUGCUCACACCCUUGUUUUCACAGACUAUACCCCUAGCCUUGGAGAAGCCACCUCCUCCCCAAAACAGAGCAGCUGUGGCCAGGAUGGCAGGAAAGAGCCAUGGGCGGGCAGGCAGCCGCCCUCCUGGGCUUCACCCCUCCUCAGAGAGCCUGCUGGACCCAUGGCCUGGGGGUGGGGGUGCCAGAGCAGCACCUCUAGGAGAGGGGAUCAGCUUUGCUAAGACUCAGUUUUCUCCUCUUAGAAAUAGGACUAACAGCAGCUCCACCCCCAAGGGCAUUAGAGGUCAUACCCUGGCACAGCCCAGCCUGUUUGGGGCAGUUAGACCUAGCGUGAGACACUCCACCCAGGCAGGCCCUGUCCCACGACAGAGCAGCAAUGCCACCAGUUGCCCCAGAACUGACCAGGACCAAGGCCAUCGCCACCUUCCCACGGCGAGGGCCAGGUGCUUCUGUCUGUGGGAGGAGCCCCGAAUGGAGUGCCGGGAUUCCGAGUACCAGGGUGGAUGGGACCCUGGAUGUGACCUCAACAGCCCUCACCUCCUGCCUCACAGAAGGCUGUGGAGGUGACGAGGGACACACCCGGGCCACCCGGUCAUUCGGGCUGAGGCUGGAGCCCCCUACACCCCCCUGGGCUCAGGGCGGCUUGCACACCCACUGCUUUGGAACUCCCCCUACCCGGAACCUGGCAUGUCUGCACGGCCACGCAGCUCUUCCAGAAUGCACGCGCCUCGGACACCCUCUGAAGGGCCAAAUGCUCCUCAUUCUAACAGAGACCCUGGAUGGGAAGUCUGCGUGGCACCCUCGGUGGAGUUACAUGGGCACAUGUACAUGGUGGUCCGCAGAAUUCAGAGGCCAUCCACGUGUGUGGGGAAGACUGUGGGUGAGUGUGCCUGGACCUCGGCUCUGCCAGGAUAAUCCCAUAGGCAAGCAGGGCGGGGCAGGCUCCAGGCUGGCCCCCAGGAGGACGAGGCCCAGCCACUCCCAUGCUCAGCGCAGGUCUCGGAUGAGACCUCCCAGUCUCUCCCAUGCUGAAGUGGCGAAUGUGCCUGCUAGUGGCAUCACACAAGACCAGAAAGAUGAACCCUCCAGCCUCACAUGGUGUGGAGGCAUCUCUGCUUUUGUGGGUUUGCAGGAGAGUGUGCAUUCGGGCAACAGAGGCUUUCUGAGGGAUGAAGACCCCACUGCCCACAGAAUAAGACUGGGUUUGCCCCCAAAUUCCCAUCGAGUCAGGCUGCACUGCUCCAAGGCCUGGCAGCCUGGGGAAAGCAAUGUCACAGCCCUCUGCCUCCCCUCCUCCUCCAUGUUUAUUCCCCCGUCCCCACUUUCAGGAGGAACUAUGAGCUUUCCCAUGUCUACACUGUCCCCUCAUGGGGGGAGGCUUCCCGGCAGUGGGGCUGGGUGAGAGGCUGCCAGGGUCUGCUCAGUCACGGUCCACACAGGCUCUGGGCCAGGACCAUGCUCCCCAUCUGUGGGAGGAGAAGAGGCAGAGAAAAGGGAUGGAGAGGAGAUGGCCAUGGCUGACCUGCGUCUACAGGAAUGAGAUGGGGGCUCUGGGAAGUCUCACGAGAGGCUCCCCGGCCAGGAGACCCGGCCCAGCUUUUUACCCCUGUGCAAAUCGGGGGUGGGGAUGGGGGGCUCAGGGCAGUUUCACGAAGGCUCCUGUGCCUGGAGGAGCAGGAGGUGGAGGCGGGAGCCGUGGCUGGGCUCACCUCUCACCCUCUGGCUGCUUCGGAUCCCUGGGCUUUGCGGGAGACAGUAGCUCCCUCAGCACUGGGCGCCGGAAGAAGCCCUUCACAGCCCCUCUCCAGCCCUCCCUGCUGUCUCCUAAGACAGCGUUGUGGCCCUGGGAAUGCCCCGUGAGGGCUCCCCACACCGUGGUUCUGAUAGUUGUCCUGAAGGAGAAGGCUAGACGGGUGGUGGCCCCACGCUGGGCUGUCGCUCAGGCUCUGACCACUUCACCCUCCUCAGUCAACACGGGGUUUUCUGUGACGCUGACGCACUCGAAUGCCCAGUCCCAUAUCCGCAGCAGGCUGCUCCUGGCUGGAUGACCUACCGGGAGACCAGGUGUCUGCCCUCCAUCUCGCAGGCAGCUGGCAGAGGCCAGAGAUGGCAGGUCAGCACCAGGCUCCGCUCCGCCACCUUGCCCGAGCCCUGCCCUGCUGGCCCACGCAGCUUUGUUCCAGCUGUCCCUCCACCUGCAUGCCAGCCCCAGCCCCGCCUCCCCACCCAUCUUCAAUGGCUUGCCCCACUGAUGCCUCUGCCUUAAAGAUGUGUCCCUCCUUCACUCCACCCUGCCUGGCCUGCCUGGCCUUCGUGGAGCCAGAGCCACCCUCCCACCAUACAUCUCCUGGGGCUGCCAAGGAAUGUCUGUGUCUUACUGCCCAAGGGAAGAAGUUUCCUGUACUCACCCUGUUUCCCCCAAAACAGCCUGGGGAUUUGUACAGAAUGAAUGAAUGAAUGAAUGAAUGAAUGAAUCGCUCAUUGCUCAGAAAAGCCUCCUAAGUCUAAGGCUUCACUCUGCACCUCAGUGGCAGGAAUAGUUGGCCGGGGGAGGGUGACUCUUCCCUGGGGGAUGCUCUGUUCUCCCUCUCCUUAUCUAGAGAUGGGGUAAUAACAACAGUGCCCCCUUGGAAGGCUGCUGUGAGAAUUAGGGCAGGGACCACCAGAGAGCUUCCGGGACAGCACCUGCCACAGAGUCAGUGCCCCACACAGGUCAGGAGGCAUCAUAGAGCUUCAGACUAAGGACGUGCAGAAAAGGUGAGUACAGGUCACAUGGUCUUCACCUGUCCCACUUCAUCCCGCCCACCCUGGACCUCGAAGGUCUGCUCUCCAGGGGAUGGCUCUGCCCCAGGUUCACCCUGCCUGGGCCGGGGCUCCCUCCUCCCUCUCACACUGGCUCAGGGCUGAGUAUCACCCUCUCCAGCUCCCUCUUUUAAAGGCAAAAGUGACCCCUUGAAAUGAGCCUUAAAAUCCUGGCUUAGUGAGGUCAGGGAGGGGCGGGGCUGGAUCUGCACCCAGCUCUUCCAACUGCUGGCUGCAGGCACAGCUCCCAGGGCCCCUGGGGCUGGAGGCCACCUGCCCUCCUUGAGUCAGGGAGUUAUUUUUGGUUCUCCAUCCAGAUCGCUUCUGCCAAGACCUCAGGAACUGACAGAAUCUAAAAAAGCCCAUGGCAGAGCCUCAGCGGAAUCUUGGCACAUCCAGUCCAGGAAAGCGCCCCUCUCUAGUCACGAGCACUUAGGAUGCACUCACAAGGAGGGGAGAAGAAGGGAGAGGCAGGAGAGGGCUGACCAGGCUUCCUGUGCCACUGGAGGCUCAGAAAAUGGCCUGAAUGGGCUCCAUCUCCCAGGAAGGCCUGGGCAGGGAGGGCCAGCAUGCUCAGCUGGAGGGACUGGACCCUGAGGGCCCUGGAUGGGCUCAGAAGGCAGGGCGCUGUUAUAGGCUGGGAGCCUGGACAAGCCGAUGCCCCUGCGGAUGAGACAAUCUGCCUCUUGCUAUUCCCAGAAGGAAGCCACUUCUGAGCAGCAGCCUGAACGAUCUCAGAACAGGCUCAGGGAGAAGCCUACCAAGGACCUCAGGUCGGAGACGGAGGGUUUUCAGGCAACCUGGAGACCCCGGCCAUGAGGCUGAGUGCCUGAAGCAGGCUGACCGGGUUCCUGGCCUGCCGCCCGUCCUCUCAGCCUAUCCUCCUUGGUCCCAGCUUUUAUCGCCUGCAAUCCAGGAAGACAAGCUGGAAACCAAGCACCAUGUCCUAACCACGUCUGCAAAGCUGGGAACCUGGACAAACCAAUGUCCAAGAUGCAGAUGAAGGAAGUUGUGGACCAUGCAGCAUCCCCGCCAGGUCUCGAGAUCAGACCCAGGGCCUGGGGUGGGACGGCCACUGAGAAAAGGGUCACGGCAGACCCUCCUCCUCUCACAGCAGGGAAGGGCGGGCCUCCAGGAGACUCUCAGGGCCUGUCAUCUGGAGAAUUUCCUGGGAGGGGCCCUGGUCGCCUGGACUCCACUCAGUCCGGGCUUUUGACCACACUUUAGAUUUCGGCUUACUUCCUCCCCGUCAUUCUAGCGGGUUUUCCUUCAGAAUCCACUGGCAAGGGCUUAACUCUCCAUCUUUGAACGCACCAUGUGUGCUGGCGACAGUGGCUGUCUAGCUCCAUUCAGGGCCCAGGGCAGGGGAAGACAACUGCUCUCUCUGCCUGGCUGACCCUUUCUUACAUCUCAGGGUCAGGGAACAAGUGGUAGGCUUCAGAUUCACCUCCCCCAGGACAGAGUAUAGGGUAUGAUGCCAGAGCCAAGCGCUAUGUCCUGACCAUGAGCUGAGCUGGGACAGGGGCCUGCAGCUGGACUUGCGUCAACCUAGAUGCCCAGGUAGGCCCAGCUCCCGGCUGCUGUCAGGGGAAUCUGAAGCCAGAGCUGAUGGGCUUUGAUAAGCUGUGUUCAACGGAACAAAGAGACCCCGAUUGACCCUAAAGCCCAGGCUGUCUGUGCUUAUGGGUGUCUGAGGGCUUCCUUCUCACCCUUUGAGGGGGAAAAAAAAGAAACAAAAGAAGGCUUUAGCAGCAGACUUCCAGAAUGGUAUAUCUGGGAGGAGCACUUAAAAUCAGCUGCCCCCCUUAUUUAUAGAGAGGACCACAGAGGCCUGAGAGCAAUAGGCACAGGACACGGCCCGAGGGGUCUAUGGGUAGAGUGACACCCUGCAUGGACCCUCGCGCUUCUGGCUUUGCUCAGCUUUGCUGCUAGGGCGUCCGACUCUGCAGGCUCCCCUGGACAGGGAGCCCCACACCCAGAGGAUAAAGCCAGGGGCAUGGGCAACUCUGCCUCUCCCCUUACCUGGCAACAAGUCUUGCUCCAGGGGAAGUGAAAAACUGCCUCCCUUCCAGAGGAUGCCUGAGAGGAGAGGUUCAGAUUCAAGUUUCCAGCUGGGCCAUUGGGAAAAUCAUAUAACGCAUUAAUGUAAUGCAUUAAAAGAAUCGGAAACAGAAAGCUGACGGAGCCCCAGUCCUUGUUUUCUGUGUUUCUGAAUAAGUUCUGGGGUCAGGAAUUAUCACAGCAACAGUGACUAGAGGAAGGGAGCAGCAAGGAGAGAACCGAUCAGGAAGACUUUGGGAAAGCCUCUCCCCCAGCCUUUCCCCAGGAAGGGAGCCUGGACCCUAUUCACUGCAGUCAGGCCUCACAGUGCCAGGUGCAGCAGGCACACCAAGAAACCACAGGGUCCAGGACAGGGGAGGAAACUGCCCACUGCUGGAUGCCAUGUCUCUCAGAAGCCCUGCCCACCUGGGACGUGCCCACUGCUGGAUGCCAUGUCUCUCAGAAGCCCUGCCCACCCGGGACAGCCAGCAGUGUGUGCUGGCUCCACCGUGCAGAAGGCCGGUCUCCUCGGCAACCUCCCAGUAAGGAAACAGGCUGCCAGGACCAUCCUGAGAUGGGUGCCUAUUUGCAAGGCUAAAAUCAAGCUAAAUUAAGCAGCUGCAGGAUAUUAAUUUGGUGCUUAAGUUACUGAGCUUGAACGGAAGCCUGGAGAGGGAGGAGGAAGAUCAGCAGCUGCUAAAUCUUUCUAUCUGUGUGUCUAUCAAUCAAUCGAUCAGUCAUUUAUCUAUCUACCUAUCCAGUUAUCAGCCAGCUGUCAUCACCUCUCUAUCUAUCUAGCUACCUGCCUACCAGUACCUCCUCUGCCGGGCCCAGUGCUGAGCUCAGGAUCUGAAUGACUGCCACGAAUUAUCAUUCCAUGAAUUACCCCAGCGUCCAGGGACUCCCUGCACCAUUUUACAGAUGAGGAGGCAGCUGAAACUCGUGAGGGUAAAUGCCUUGGGGGAGUCACACAGCUAUCGAGUGGCGCUUACUAUCUUACAAAGCUGCCUCCUCUAACGCUGUGGCGUCAAGAUUAGCCGGUGCCGGCUACAGGCAGAUACCAGGGCCCCACCUGCAGACGCUCUGAUUCAGCAGCUCUGCCUAUGUGUCACAGACCUUCCAAAGAAAGAAUUCAACGCAGAGGUGAAAGCAGGCAGCUGUACUCCAAGGGUGGGAAAAAGAGGGCCCCUGGAGUCCUGUUAACCAUCUCUCUUUCCUCCCAAAUCAAGGUGUUAGCAACCCAAGGGCAGCCAUGUGAUCUCCUGCACAAGACCCAAGACCAUAAGCUGCAAGGUAGACUCACCCAGCUACUAAAAAUAGGCCAGGCACAGAUGGAAGGCCAGCUCGUCCGGGAGGGGUGGUGUCUCUCGGAAAGGCCCUUGGCUUCUCACCAUUUGCAACUUUUUACUCCAAAUCCCCACUUUGCUCCCUUGAUUCCUCCAUUGGAAAAUGUGGAGGUUUUCUCUGCAUUUCUCCAUGAUGUUCCCUGUCUAUACCAGGGAGGAAAGACGCUGCUCAUGCAGAAAUAUGUAACAACAACAACAACAAGACCCUGCCGCUGGGUCCGUCGGAGGCCAAGGGAGACCCCUCAGCGGGAGCGUCUGGAGGGCCUGGAGAGAGCAGCAACCGUGAGGUCACUCAGUGUCACCACGGGUAGCAGCCCAAAGAUAGUACCCAAUGGAAACAGUCACAUCGCCCCAUGACCGGUAGUACAGCUCUAUCAGCAUCAACACUCACACCAAUGCCUAGAAAGCCAAGCGGUCACACCCAGUCCUAGAAAGUCAAAUUGGGAAGCCAUGGUAGAGGCCAUCUGGCCUAAACCCCACUCCUGGGACCAUCUGAGGUCACCCAGCCAUGGUCACACCAGGGCUGGGCACCUUGGAGCACGGAGCUGAAGAAUGCAGUUAGUGACCGCCAUGGGGCAUAGCCAGCAUGCACACACCAAAACAGACCAGUUCUACCACUUCUGGCAUGUCUCACUGUCUCUGCUUUGGAACUGGGGAACUUAAAGCUUUGUGCAUUCACUGAGGACACCUAGAACGGCAUUUAAAAAUCACCUAAAGUGAAAUCUGGGAAACAAAAGGGUUUGGUUCUUACCUUUCCCCUUGAAUAUUGUUUCACCUGACUAACACCACCAGAGAUUUUAAAAAGUGUUCUUUUUGGAUGUUUUAGGUUUAUAAUAAGGCACUAGGAGUGGGUGCGGGGAAGGGAGCGGAGAAAUAAAAGGGUAACCAAGUUAAGAACAUCGGAUAAAGCCUGAGAUAAACUCCAUCAGGCAGAAAUCACCCUGAGUUACCCCAAAAAGUAGGUAGUAUGAAAACCACUACCUUUGUGGUAUCAAAAAACAGCUGGUAAGGAGGGCCGGCUAAUAUUUCUUAAGAAAAACUAAAAGUGAAAUUGGGAUUUGAAAUGUGCUAUUUAAAAGUAGGCUCAGAGACUCAUGUAUUAAGAUUUCUCCUAGUAAUUAACUGGAAAGUUGAUAAGGUGAAUGGAUAAUCAGUCGGAAAUAAGAAUCCAAACAGGUCAUCCCACACUGGGGGUCUUUCUUAGGAGACACACCAAGGAAGGGGCUUAUUCGCUCAGAGGCUCCUCCCCUUCCAGGCUGUGUGUAUGGGGGCUCCCUCCUGUGCUGUGAAUGGCAGCUCUACUGUGAUGCAAUUAAAUUUUGUUCCCUUUAUUAUUCAAAUUAUGCAUGAUUCAAUAUUUCAGGAGCUCCACCAGCCUCGUUCUCAGUCCAGAGGAAUCUGAGAUGUGUAUUUCCAUCCCUAUUAAACUGGUGUUUUAAACACACACACACACACACACACACACACACACACACACACGAUCCGCCAGAUGGUAUGCUAUUUCUUUCCAGAUGUGCGGCUCAGUGGGGUCUGUGGCCUCUGCACGAGACGUGGCUCUGAACGGUGCCCUAGGCCUGCGCUCCUCCUCUGCUGUCUCUCAAGGUAGCCCUGGCCAGGAGCCCUAAUGCAGCCAAAGCCUCGCGAAGCCAGGCUGGCGCUGUCCACUUCAGCACCACUCCCUAAGCCUGCGCGUGUGCCGGAAGGUGGGCAAUGCAGCGCCACGUCCCGCAGGGUACUGGGCCUACCUAGUUUUUGCAUGCAUGCACGGAGCCUUUCUUCAAGAUUGGACACUCUGCUCUGAAGUUCAUCGUAGUCAUAGGCGCCAAUUUCCUCUUGCAGCUCGUUAAGCACUGACGUCAGAUUCUGGACCUCCUCUUUAAACUGCAAUACCAAUUUGGCAUCGGCCUUGUACUCUUCCAACACAGGUAUCAAAGGCCUAAGUUCAUCCAUUUUCGCUUUUAUUGCCUGCAAGGUUAAAAUAAGCUGGUUCAGUGCGAUGCAUGCAAGAACUCUCACACCCUGCCUUGGCCUGGCUUCUCCCUAGGUGAGGGAAAGUGUGUAUGUUCCCACUUUAUUUACAGGCUUAUUUAUUCUGGUCCAAAUGAGUUAGAAGAGCGUAUUAAACAGUCCUCAGAACACCAACAUAUUUGGGAAAGGUCUUUAUUGUCAGUUUAGAAUGCAACAUCUUAAGGUUACAUGCUUUGAGUCACAUACACGAAGUUUUUUUUUUCUUUCUUUUUCAAAAAACGCAUUGACAAGGGUUCAAACUAUUCAUGAAAUGCAGCUACAGUCGCAUGCAAAGGAGGAUCCUGGUUGUAUUCAAGGUUCCUUAGUGAAAUGGUGCUAAGUGUUGGAAAAUGAUAGUAAAAAUGCAUGGUGCAAAAGGCUCUCUGGCUCUCUUUCAUGGUUACAUAGGAGUG
Molecule: messenger RNA, 8736 nt
Organism: Callithrix jacchus (white-tufted-ear marmoset)
Lineage: Eukaryota; Metazoa; Chordata; Mammalia; Primates; Cebidae
Source: RefSeq, a predicted model, not a curated record